Messenger RNA from Oldenlandia corymbosa var. corymbosa, 939 nucleotides. The record is from the annotation of a GenBank genome assembly. NCBI's taxonomy places the organism in Eukaryota, Viridiplantae, Streptophyta, Magnoliopsida, Gentianales, Rubiaceae.
AUGGGGAAGAGGGAUCAAGUUUUAGGGUCAAAAGGUCAUGAUAAAGCCUCAGUUUGUGUUCUUGAUGCUUCCACUUAUGUGGGAUUUUGGAUAGUCCAGAAACUCUUGUUUAGGGGUUAUACAGUUCGUGCAGCUGUCCAAAACAAUGGGGAAGGAAUCAUCCGUAAGAAAAUCAUGGAUUUGGCUCAAACGGACGAUAGAUUGCAGACUUUUCGAGUCGAUGUGUUAGAUUACCAAAGCAUAGUUGAAGCGUCGAAGGGAUGUUGUGCUUUAUUUUGCUGUUUAGAUAAUCCAGAUGGCUAUCAUGAUGUAAAUGUAGAUUAUGAGGUGAUGGGAGCUAUCAAUGUGGUUGAAGCAUGUGCACACACAGCUUCCAUAGAGAAGAUUGUUUUCAGUUCUUCUUUAACUGCAGCAAUUUGGAGAGAAAACAUUUUCUCCCAAAAAGAUGUAGAUGAAAGGACAUGGAGUGAUCAAGAGUAUUGCACUAAAAAGAAGUUGUGGUAUGCCCUGGCAAAGACACUCUCUGAAAAGGCUGCUUGGGCAUUAGCUAUGGACCGAAUGCUUGAUAUGGUUUCGAUUAAUGCUGGUCUUGUUCUUGGUCCUGCCAUUGUUCAGCAGAACUCGGCCGUAACAAUGGCAUAUCUUCAAGGGGCAGCGCAGAUGUAUGAGAAUGGAGUUCUUGCUUUUGUUGAUGUUAAUUUUCUAGCUGAUGUUCACAUUAGAGCCUUUGAGGAUAAAUCCACAACAGGGAGAUACCUUUGCUUUAAUCAAAUUGUGAGCAAUGAGGAAGAAGCUCUCAAACUUGCAGAAAACUUGAGCCCUUUAAUUACAUUGCCUCCAAGGUACAAAUGUAAGGAUAGUGAAGCAGAAGCAUAUGCAGAGAAAUUGAGAAGCAAGAAGUUGAACAAACUUCUUAUUGAAGGCACUGCUGCUUUCUGA